Cladophialophora immunda is the source of this 1146-nucleotide messenger RNA. RefSeq lists its product as uncharacterized. Gene Ontology annotation, biological process: mRNA alternative polyadenylation. Gene Ontology annotation, cellular component: mRNA cleavage and polyadenylation specificity factor complex. Gene Ontology annotation, molecular function: mRNA binding. The record is from RefSeq and is a predicted model, not a curated record. Bases 1 to 1146 code for a protein of 381 amino acids. The transcript is spliced from 3 exons. Lineage: Eukaryota; Fungi; Ascomycota; Eurotiomycetes; Chaetothyriales; Herpotrichiellaceae.
AUGGCUUCUGCAGACGAAGACAAUUUCGAUAUUGACAUCUACGGCGACGGCGAGGUGGAAAUGGGUAACGACGGAAACGUGGAUUACAAGCCAGAGGACGAGGAGGAUAUUCAGUUGCACGCAGACACCGAAGAGAUGCCAGCUGUUGAAGAGACGCAUGCGAACCCUGAAACUGAGCACCAACAGCCAACCUCGAGUGCAACUACUUCUUGGGCUAAGGAGAAAGCCGAAGACGCCCAAUCCAGCAAUCCCGACACUUCUUCCUCCAAACCCGUCCCGCAACAAGGCACCAAACGUAAAGAGACCUCGGACGAGAGACCCAUCGACCACGGGGCUACCAACGCGCUGAUGAUUUCAGACUUGCAUUGGUGGACAACCGAGGACGAUAUUCGUGGCUGGGCAAACGAGGUAGAGGCCGAAGACGAACUGAGGGACCUGACCUUCAGUGAACACAAGGUCAAUGGCAAGAGCAAAGGCCAAGUAUAUCUCGAGUUUUCCUCUCCACAGGCAGCAACGGCAAUGAAGCACAAGAUCGACUCCCUCGCUGGCAGCCAGCCUGGCUCGCGAAAACACUCGGUCGUGUACACUAAUGCUACCCAGAAUCCUUUCAAGACCCUCCCAAAAGAUGCGCCUGCUCGGGCCAGAGACGACAGACCAACCCGUGGCGGCUCAUAUAAUACCGGGCCCCGUCCUGACUCCAGUUACGGGACGAACAACCAAGGCUUUCGAGGUGGCCGAGGCGGUGGCUUCAACCGAGGAGGUUACAACUCGCACAACCAAUACAACCGCAAUUUCUCGGGCCCGAUGGGUGGCUACAACAACAACCAGAACAUGGGCUUUCAAGGCAACAUGGGGAUGGGAAGUAACUAUGGCGGCUUCAACAACCGGGGAGGGAUGAUGGGCAAUCCAAUGCGCGGUACCAUGGGCGGCAUGCGCGGAGGCCGUGGAGGCAUGAACAACAUGAUGCCCAUGGGCGGUGGAAUGGCCAUGGGUAAUAUGGGCAUGAAUCCCAUGAUGGCUGGCAUGGGAAUGGGAGGUUUUCAAGGCAACCAAUUCAAUCCGGGAAUGUUCAACUCUGGCCCAGGACCGAACUUUGGUGGCGGCGACUGGAAUCAACAUGGAGCGAAACGUCAGCGACAGGAGUAA